CCGGAAACAUUGUAGUUCAUUUCCUCUGACUAUUCACCCCUAAGCAGCUAGCUAGUUUAGCUACAUUGCACGGAGACCUGAGAAGCAUUAAACACUGUUUUUCCCAGUUUUGCAUGUCCAAUAAACAGACAGGCCCCACAGUCGGCACAAACAUGUCGCACACAAUUUUGCUUGUUCAACCGACCAAGAGACCCGAGGGCCGCACUUACGCUGACUACGAGUCGGUGAAUGAAUGUAUGGAAGGUGUUUGCAAAAUGUAUGAAGAGCAUCUUAAGAGGAUGAAUCCAAACAGUCCGUCCAUCACUUACGACAUUAGUCAGUUGUUUGACUUCAUUGACGACUUGGCCGAUCUGAGCUGUCUUGUGUACAGAACUGACACUCAAACGUACCAACCGUACAACAAAGACUGGAUCAAGGAGAAGAUAUAUGUCCUCCUGCGGCGUCAGGCUCAGCAGGCAGCAAAGUAAAGGCAUCGGUGUGGAGUUGUCCGGCCACACACACUUGGAAGGAGUUUAUACUGCACUGUAUUUCCACUGUGUCUUGAAGACCUUUGUUAAAGGACACCAUUGUCAGUUUGACAAGGGGAGGGUUUUCAUAUUAUACUGUAUAUGGGAAAAUGAAAGGGUUUGAAAACUGGGGGGGGGAUUUGACGCUUCAUUUAGAAUUAGAGUCCUGCUCUGCAGCAUACAUGUUAAAAUGCUCAACGGGUUAGGUAAAAACUUUUUGUCAAAUAUUUGGUAAUGUGCUUUCAGUUUACCCAAAAGUUGUGGACUUCUUUUUUUGAUGUACCAUUUACAUUGCUGUUUUAUUUGAAGAUGCUGUGGAUUUUAAAUGCAGAUGCUUACUUUUCGAAUGCCUGCAGACUGACCAAUCCAUUCAUGUAACAGAUCCCAUACGAUUUCUUUUCCGUAUUUUAUCUGUUAUUGUCACUAUAUCCUACCAUUAUUAUAUAAAAUCUUUUUUUUAUGUUUUGCGUAGUAUCUGAUUUUAACUAUCCACAUUGUUUUCUUUUAUUCUACCAAAAUAAACUAUUGUUUUCAGA
Messenger RNA from Gasterosteus aculeatus aculeatus (three-spined stickleback), 1042 nucleotides. It is a transcript of the gene erh, whose product is annotated as ERH mRNA splicing and mitosis factor. NCBI's taxonomy places the organism in Eukaryota, Metazoa, Chordata, Actinopteri, Perciformes, Gasterosteidae. The record is from RefSeq and is a predicted model, not a curated record.